Messenger RNA from Linum tenue, 204 nucleotides. The record is from the annotation of a GenBank genome assembly. Lineage: Eukaryota; Viridiplantae; Streptophyta; Magnoliopsida; Malpighiales; Linaceae.
AUGAAGAGGGCGGGCCAGUACGGUGCUGAUAGAAUCACCAACCUUCCUGCCGAUGUGAUACAGCGCAUUCUUGUGUUCUUGCCCAUCAAAGAUGCCGCCAAAACUAGUAUCUUGACAAGCAAAUGGAGGCAUUUGUGGAGAAGCAUUCCUCAACUUGUUUUUGAUAAGCGUUUUUGUAGAAAUGGCGAUGUUGGCUUCGAUUAG